AUGAAGGCAUUCUUCUUAUUUGCAAUUUGUCUGCAGUCUUUGGAAGCCAGAGAAGUCUGGUCAAACGAUCCUUCAUUCCCUGCCCAUCGGCUCCAGCGUCGACGUUUUAGCCAAGAGUCCGUCCCAGCCCACCUGUUUAAUAUUAAGAACUGCCCUGGGCAAGUAUGCGGGAACUUAGGCGGUGGCUCCAUAACGCCUCUGCUAGCCUUGAAACCUCCCUGUGACCAACAAGAUUACGCCGACAAGGUUAUUGAUGCUGCUUUGGACAAAACCAAUGGUAUCACCGAUCAGUCGGUUAGGGACCAGCUAAUCAAAGUGGCCAAGCUUUAUCGUGUAGCCGAGAGAAAUACCAAGCCACUCUACUAUCCGCUUCAGGUCGGAAGGUACUCGCUGUACUGCGACAAGGCGCCGAAGCACAAAGAGCUGGACGGCUUGGUUCAAAAGCAGGACCCAACAGCCAACGGCACAAUCUUCUUCGAUCCUUCGAAGAAAGACAUUAACGAUGGUACUGUUUUGCUUGGCAGUCAGGCAAACACCUUUCCUUUUGGCAAAGUACCCAAGGAUUUCAAACCGGGGAAUCCACCUUCAGGAUCCGCAGCUGGUGGAUCAACCCAGCAGAGCACGGACCAAACCAAACCGGACGAUGUUACUACCGACAGCUCGAAACCUGGCGAUCAACAGCACACUGUAGCCUCCAAUGGAGACCAGACCGACCAAACGAAAACCGGCGGCUCCGGAUCCGGAAGUACAGACCCACCAAAGGAGAACAGUUUAGACGGUGGCAAUCAAAAUUCGACAUUGCAGAACAGCCAGGAUCCGAAAAACCAGAACCCUAAUGAAGUGAAAACUACAGAGCCAGACAACGAGAAUGGCGGAACUUGUGGAGGGGACGAUGAGAACAAAGAGGAAUCUACCACCUUGAGUACCGAAGAUCAGCAGAAGCAGCAAAGCGUAGACUCCAAUGGCAAUACCGACACAAAAACUCAGGACCCAACUGUCAGCGCCUCAACUACUGCAACCCAAACAGGCCAGGACCAGAACACCGUCAAGUCCGAUGGUCCCCAAACUACAGGCAGCAGUGGAGGAGAUGAUCUGAGUAGCUCGAGUACUAAUUCAGAGAAAACUGACGACAACUCCGGAAGUGGUAACAAGCCCGACGCGAUCAAAACUACAGCUGCCGACCCCAAUCUCAGUAGCACCAGUACCCAAUCGACCUCAUCAACUGACCCUUCAAACACCGGAAAUCAGGAGCAAAGUGUAGACCCCAAUGGCAAAACCGACACAACUGUCAGCACCUCGACUACUGCAACCCAAACAGGCCAGGACCAGAACACCGUAAAAUCUGAUGGUCCCCAAACUACAGGCGGCAGUGGAGGAGAUGAUCUGAGCAGCUCGAGUACUAAUUCAGAGAAAACUGACGACAACUCCGGAAGUGGUAACAAGCCCGACGCGAUCAAGACUACAGCUGCCGACCCCAACCUCAGUAGCACCAGUACCCAAUCAACCUCAUCAACUGACCCCUCGAACACCGGAAAUCAGGAGCAAAGCGUAAACCCCAAUGGCAAAACCGAAACGAAUACUGGUGGCCCUACUGUGAACAGCUCGACAGAAGGAGGUGGACAGAACACCGUAGCUUCGAGUGGAGACCAAACCACAGUUGGCAGUGGAACAAAUGAUGCCAAGCCCAACGACAUCACAACUACAUCUACCGACCCCACAUCAAUUGGCGGCUCGAAAACCGGAGAUCAGCAGCAGCAAAGCACAGACUCUAAUGGCAAAACCGCGUCUUCCGGUUGUGAGGGUGGCGACGACGACGACGACUUGAAGACUGAAUCUACCGAAAGUUCGCAGCAGAAUGGCAAAACCGACCCUUUGAUAGAUAGUAAUGGAAGCACUACAAAUUCGACCGAAGCUAAACCAACCGAAAACUCGGGCUCGACCGGCACCCCACCAACCACCGCCAAAAUCAUAGCAAGUUCUCCGGACCUUCAAGCUGCUCUGGAUAAAGUUCUUGCCCAAAAGAUCGAUUUAAGCAGUCUUAAGAAAGAAGAAUGCAAGGAUUUCAGAAUCGAAUUUGGUUCCGGGUUUAAGGGUCGCCAAGCAACAGAUUUGGCUUACGAACCUCUCCAACCUAUUUUUCCUCACCCCCCUGCAUUGAACAUGGCAAUCAUUACCCAAUUCAUGUGUGACAGCCUCCACAACAUAUGCGGCGUGCAACAAAGCUCCGCUGAGGAGAGCCUUUUCAAGGAUUGUAAGACACUUUCUGACGGGCUGGGUAAAGUCGUCAAGGACGGCUCAAAGGCCGAUUUAUGGAACUCUGUCUUUCACUACACAACUACUUACGCAACCGAAAAAGCCACCGGUCCAGGCACCGGUGGGAAGGGCGACGGAAAGCGUAGUUUGAGUGGCUCAAAAGCUGGAGAUCAAGCAAACCAGCAGCAAAGCACGGACACCACCAAGGACAAAAGUGACCCUCCGUCAACUGCAAGCGCAGAUGGUAACGGAAACAUCACAACGGCCUCAACCGACACUAAACCGACUGAAAACUCUUCAUCCGGUGGCUCGAACAAAGACGCCGGUACCCCACCAACCAAUACCGGAGCCACAGCAAAUGAUGAACAAUUUCAGAAAGAUCUAGUUAAAAUCAUACCUAACAGGAUCGAUCUAUCCAUCCUCGAAAACAAAAAAUGCACAGAUUUCAGAAUUGAAUUUGGUUCGGCUUUUAAGGGUCGCGAAGCAGGCGAUUUGGCUUACCAACCUUUCCAAUCUUUCUGGGGUCACGGCGCUGCACUGAACAUGAAAAUCAUUAGCCAUGCCAUGUGCGACGGCCUCCACAACUUAUGCGGCGUACAACAAGGCUCUGCUCAGGACAGCCUCUUCAAGGAUUGCAUGGCCCUUUCUGAUGGAAUGGGAAAAGUUGUCAAAGACGGUUCAAAGGCCGAUUUCUGGAAUUGGGCUUUCUUCUACGAAACAUCAUACGGAACCCAAAAGGCCAACGGUGCAGGCACCGGGGGGAAGGGCGACGGACAGAUGCACAAGCCGGAGGGCAGCACUGCCACCACCAACUCCGCCAGCACUGCAAGUACCACGACAGCCAAUGCUAACCCGCAGGUCCAGUCUACGGACCCCUCAAAUCAGAACGGAAGCAGCGGAAACACGGAUCCGAACAUGAACAUGAACAUGAACCAGAAUCAGACUCAGAACAACCAAAACAUGAAUCAGGACAUGCAAAACAUGAAUCAGGGCAUGCAAAACAUGAAUCAGGGCAUGCAAAACAUGAACCAGUAA
Molecule: messenger RNA, 3288 nt
Organism: Puccinia triticina
Lineage: Eukaryota; Fungi; Basidiomycota; Pucciniomycetes; Pucciniales; Pucciniaceae
Exons: 14
Coding region: 1-3288 (1095 amino acids)
Source: RefSeq, a predicted model, not a curated record